GUUUAAAUUUGCCCCCAAAGCUUACCAACCAAACGUUGACCCCACUAUCCGGCAUCAACAUCGAAGCUCGCACAGCUCCGAACCCAGCAAGCACCCCGACACUUGCGGCGCAGCUGCCUGCCCGGGCCUUGCACCUGUUACCUGAUCAAUUCUCGCUGCGGCAAGGAGAGGGCCGCAUUCCAGGUUCCCGCUUCAACGCGCCCGAGUCGGCCCUCGACCACAUUUUUUGUUCUCCCGGAAAUCCGGCCCAGCAGCGGCACAGGACCCGGCAUGGCUUCAACGGGCCUCGCAGCGCCGCCAUCGGACGGCAGCGGAGCACUAGACCACGCGCCAUCAGGGCCACGGGGUGACGGUCAUAGAGGCCGGGGCAGAGGCCGCGGAGGACGAGGCCGCGGGCGAGGAGACGGCCAGCGUGGCGGCCGGGGGAGUGCUAGAGGGGGGCCGCAUCACCCCAGCGCGCAACAACCGCCAGCCGAGGCCGCCGCCGACGACGCAAACGCAAAACCACCACCUUCCGGAAAGCCCCCCAACUUCAAGGUUAAGAACGACACCCAGGACGAGGGCACCGAUGGCGAGGUCGAGGUCUGCUUUAUCUGCGCCAACCCCUUCAGCCACUACUCGGUUGCCCCCUGCGGCCACAUCACAUGCCACAUCUGCGCGCUGCGCAUGAGAGCGCUCUACAAGAACAAGGACUGUCCGCACUGCCGGACGACUGCUCCUUUUGUCAUCUUCACCGACGACGGGGCUAAGCGCUUCGACGAAUACACCGAUGCCGACAUCACUAGCACCGACGACAAUAUCGGAAUCAAGUAUGCAAGCGAGGACAUCGUCGGCGACACGGUGCUGCUCCUUCGGUACAACUGCCCCGACGCCGACUGCGAUUUUGCCGGCCUCGGCUGGCCCGACCUGCAUCGCCAUGUGCGCUCCGUCCACCACAAGAAAAUGUGCGACCUGUGCACCAGACACAAGAAAGUCUUUACCCACGAACAUGACAUGUUCGCCGACAAAGAAUUGACCGAACAUAUGCGGCACGGCGACGACAAGCCCGGCGCCGCCGACCAGACCGGCUUCCGCGGCCAUCCGCUCUGCGGGUUCUGCGGCGCGCGGUUCUACGACAGCGAUAAGCUGUACGAGCACUGCCGGAACAAGCACGAGCGGUGCUUCCUCUGCGACCGGAGAGACUCGCGGCAGCCGCACUACUAUCUCGACUACAACGCGCUCGAGGAGCACUUCAGGCGGGACCACUUCCUCUGCCCCGACCGCGAGUGCCUUGAAAAGAAGUUCGUGGUGUUCGAGUCGGAGAUGGAUCUCAAAGCCCACCAGCUGAGCGAGCACGGCGGCUCGUGGGCAAAAGGGAGAGAUGCCCGCACGGUCGACUUGUCCAACUUCGACCUGCGGCAACGGUACGAGCAGGAGAGGCGGGGCCCGGGCGGCGGGAGGGACCAGCAACGGCGGCGGGGGCCCGACCCGAACGCAGAGCCCCUGCCUGUCAGCUCGGCGCAGCCGCUGCGGAGAGACGAGCUUGCCUUCCAGCGGCAAAUGGCCUUGCAGAACGGCGGCGCCAGCAGACCCACGCCGCCGGGGCCUUCCGCGCCGGUCUCCUCCGGGCCGGUCUCCGGGAGCGCGACUCCGCAGGCGCAAGCAAGGGGCCCCGCCGGCCGGCCGAUCAUCGACGUCAUGGAAAACCUCCGCAUCACCGACCUCUCCUCGCUCACCCCGGAGCAGCGCGCUAGCCUGACCCGCCACGGCGCCGUCAUCGAGCGCGCAUCCAACCUCCUCGGCAACGACCCCUCCAAGAUGACCACCUUCCGGUCGCACAUCUCGACCUACAACAAGGGCUCCAUGACACCCCAGCAGCUCAUCGACGCCUUCUUCGCCCUCUUCUCCGAGACGUCCUCUCACGCUCUGGGCACGCUCGUCCGCGAGGUGGCCGACCUCUUCGAGGACAAGAAGAAAGGCGAAGCGCUGCGCAGAGCGUGGCAGAACUGGCGCGCCGCCGAGGAGGACUACCCCUCGCUGCCGGGGCUCGGCGGCAUGCGCGGCGCGACGACCUCCACCACCGGCUGGGCCGCCGCCGCCGCCGCCUCCAGCUCCGGCCCGGCCGGCUCCUCCGCCCAGGCAGCCGCCGCGCACGCCGCCGCGCAGCUGCGCCACUCCACCCGCGUGCUCAAGCUCAAGAACAGCACCCGCCGCGGCAGCACCAGCGGCCAGUCCGUCCUGUCCGCCGCCUCGUCCUCGUCCACUCCCAACCCGACCGCAGCAUCAUCAUCAUCAUCAACAUCAAACUCCGCCCCCGCCCCGGGCCGCCCGCCCGCGGCGUCCGCCGCCGCCUUCCCCGCCUUGCCGGGCUCGCAACCGCAGUCCCAGCAGCCGCAGCAGCGACCGAUCUGGAUCGGCGGUAGCAGUAGCGCUAUCGGUGGCGGCGGCGCCAAGACGCCGUCGGCGAAAAAGCCCGGCUCCGCCCCCGGCGCCGCGCUGUCGCGCGAGGAGGCCUUCCCCGCGCUCCCCGCCGCGCCGAAACCGCAGACCACCAUUUUCGGGUAUGGUACCGGCGCGGUGAGGCGGGAUCUUUUUAGCGGUCCGCGAGAUACCGGGUUUAGCUGGGGCGGUGGUGGCGCUGGUGCCAGUGCUAGUGCUGGUGCUAGUGGUGGUGGGCAGGGGAGUGGCGGGGCUCAGGGGAGCGGUGGUGGCGGUGGUGGUGGUGGUGCCGCGGGCAGUGAGGAGGCGCAGGGCCAGCAGGGGGGGAAGAAGAAGAAUAAGAAGCAGGUUUUGGCGCAUUGGGGGUGAGGGGCUUGUGUAUCUAUCCAUCCAUCUAUCUAGGCAUCUAUCUUUCUGGCCGGCUGGCUGCGUCCCUGGAUGCCGAUGAAGUUGGGUGCUAGAUGGUGUGAUGGGAUAGGGAUUGGAAAUAAGGGCGUGGACGGGGUUCUUGUGCGCAUAGGUCGGAAGUAGAUCUCCCGGGCAGUCUGGGAGAAUGUGUAGAGCUCGCCGAGGAGGCGCAUGGGGCGCUUCGCUGAGCGGAGUUCACCGUGUCUUCUGAGGCAUUAACGUACCAAAGGCAAGUGUAGACUAUCGGCGACUGUUGAAGCUAGCAUACCCAGUCCUAGUGAGCAUUCCUUGUCCUUGCCUAGGCCAUCCCUUUGAGUACCUCUAUUGACAGGUUCAUUAGUAUUCUGC
This is a messenger RNA of Thermothielavioides terrestris NRRL 8126, 3174 nucleotides long. RefSeq lists its product as uncharacterized. The transcript has 2 exons. Gene Ontology annotation, biological process: rescue of stalled cytosolic ribosome; protein ubiquitination. The record is from RefSeq and is a predicted model, not a curated record. NCBI's taxonomy places the organism in Eukaryota, Fungi, Ascomycota, Sordariomycetes, Sordariales, Chaetomiaceae. Bases 271 to 2787 code for a protein of 838 amino acids. Gene Ontology annotation, molecular function: ribosome binding; ubiquitin protein ligase activity.